Molecule: messenger RNA, 8490 nt
Organism: Anopheles gambiae (African malaria mosquito)
Lineage: Eukaryota; Metazoa; Arthropoda; Insecta; Diptera; Culicidae
Exons: 2
Coding region: 263-7822 (2519 amino acids)
Molecular function (GO): protein binding
Source: RefSeq, a predicted model, not a curated record
CACUGUAUCUUAAAGGAACUAAAAUUCGUUUAAGCUUUUAGUGUACCAAAUUCAAUUUGCCAUGCCGUGCCAAAGCGAUUUGUUGCUGCAUAAUUUAAAAUGCGUUUGUUUUAUAAAGAUUGUUGAACGAUAUUUUUAUUCCUUAUUCUUAAUGAGAAAUUCUAAGGGUAUCUUUCAUUACAGCUAAACUCAUCUUUGAAAACUCCAACCGUGCUUUUGUACAACUUCGAUUCAGCUUCAAUUUAAACCAGAAAAUCAAAACAUGGAUGAUCAAGCGAAAAAACGAAAAGCGCCACCUGACCAUAGCACAACAGUUGCAAACAAUGACUCGAUGCCGUCAGCUAGCAAAAUCUCAAAACCAUCGGAUGAUAAUGAAGCUAAGGGAACGUCCUCCUAUCAUGGUAUGUUUUACCAUUUACAACUGGGAAUGGUUAUACUGCUUCGAGCAUUCAAUCUACACUGUGAACGAAAACUAUCCAAAUUUGAGAUUACGAUGGAAAACAAGGAUGGCGGCAAGUUCGACGACAUAGUGUUGUUCUACGAAAGCGCAAUGCUGCCCAAAGGCACUGUUUACAUUCAAGCUAAACAUAGAGAUCCGGUAGGGAAGUUGAAAUCGAUUACACAUCAUGACUUACUCAGUGGACUUAACUCAAAGGGUCCCUUUUCCAUCCUUACUUACUUUGCGUCGUAUCUUGAGCUCAAACACCGCCGAGCGGAUCCAUCCGAGGAUAGUGCACACGCUUUGAGAGCGUCUUAUAAGUACGUCCUGUGUACCAACGUAAAGGUAGAUGAUAAUGUUACGAUCAUUUUGGAACAAACAACACAACCCACAGAUGGCAUCUCACCAUUGUUAGAAAGUAUUGGUGGAAAGUGCUACGUCAUAAAUCAAGAAAACAAUACCAUACAAAACAAGCUAAGAAAAGCUAGUUUGGAAGUGUUAGGAAAAUUCCUAGCAUCUUAUAUCAAAGACCAAAAAGAAAUCAAUGGCGAAAAUUGCCAUUAUAUUUUCCAACUGUACAGUGAUUUAAUUGCAACGUGCGUUGAAAAGAUCAAGCCGGGUGUAUUCAAGUUGAUUGAACAGCCUCAAAGUGCUGCAGGAAAAGCGCUCAUUGGGAUACUCCAGACUAGUUUAGGUAGUAAGAAAGAUAAACCAAAGACACCAACCGAGAAAACCGAAGGGGCAAAUAUUUUGAUAGCAAGCAGUUUUGAAAAAUUCUGUUCAAACUCACGAAGCGAUGACCCUUAUGCUAAAAUUGACUCUAUGAUCCAACAAUUCAGUGAAGAGUUCGUGUUAGUAGGUGGCACAAAAAGCGAUACAGAGCUGCUGGAGCAAGCACUUGCGCUGAUGCCACCGUGGGUAAAUGAUAAGAAGGACAAAUUUGAAAACCUGCAAAACAUACUGCUUACAGCACUUAAAGAAAAUCCACUUGAUGAUAUCAACUUGGUAAACAUUAAAAAAAGGUUUAUCGAACUCAAAGCAAACGAUAAUUAUGUUAAGAUUGAGGAGUUUACAAGGAGGUAUUUAAGCAGCGAAAGCAAUGUAUAUUCAUCCAUCACCAUAGAGCCGGGCUCUCUCGAGCGCCUUGAAGUGUAUGAAUUUGUCAGUGAAACAUCAUUGUAUGGAAUUCAUCAAUAUCGUACCACAGCUGACAUGAAAAUGAGUUCAGUUAUUGUGAAACAAACGGUGGAGCUACUUGACUACAGCUGCCUGAUUGUGGACUGUUCGGCCAGCCAAUCGAAAGACAGCUUGUGUACUGUUUUGUUUGAUGUGCUGAAGUUUAUUUCUGAUAUUGGUUUAUCUGCUCGUACUAUUAUAACGAUUCUUGGCAAAUUGGAACAAACAUUAAUGAUUAAUAUAAGGAAACAUUUGAGAGAAAGUAAAAUGAAACUCAUCGUUAUCAGUGAAGGUGAUCCGUGUGAAGAAUGUUUGCUAGUCAAUGAUCUUACAAUGGAGUCAAGGGAACUGCUGCAUGAGCGAUAUAAACAGUUGUGUCUGUUUGGAACAUCAAUAGCUCUGAGGCAGAUUGUGCGAGGGGAAGAUUCGUUGAGCAUUCUAUGCAAAGUGUUGGAUAGGUGUGGUCAUAACAUCAAUCAAAAUGAGAACGAAAACAUCAAUCAACAAAACUUUGAAACGAUCAGCUCAUGGUAUAUUCCACGUACUCUGAAACCAUAUAAUAAUGAUAUAACAAAAAUAGAAAAUAGAGAAAAAGUAUUAAAUUUUGGAUUUGACUUUUCUGGAAACACUGCUGACAGAGUUCCAUUUGAUAGUUUACCAGAUCUUAGUCAACAUAUAAUUAAAAGGUUGGAUGUAGCCACUAGUUCACAAACAUCUGUCAACUGGCAAAUGACUAACACGUUUGAUGAGCUAUCGAAAGUACACAUCAUUUUAGAUGAUGCUGGGUGUGGAAAGACCGCCUAUUUCACCUGGCUUGCUUCUUACUUAUCACGCAAUGAUCCUUCUUUGUGUGUGAUUCGUAUGCAUGCUUUAAACUAUUCUGCUGAUUUUAACGAACUGCAGAAAGCUCACUUCACAUCACUGGAUACUACAACCACAAUAAAGAUCCUCUUACGUCUAUUCCAAUUGACGCUAUUUGCAACAACUGUAAACAUUCUGUCCCUUUAUGAAUCCAACGAAAUUAGAAAACAAGCCAAACAAUCCGCUCAACUUUUAACAGUUUUGGACGGAAAAGUGGCGUUCGACGAUGACGCUACUAGCACCCUGAGUGUAGAACAAUUGCUUGUGGUGCGAUUAUUUGCGGAAAAGCUCAACGCAUCACAAUUUGUUUUAAUUUUUGAUGGGUUUGAUGAAAUUGCCCCAGCUUACAAGGAAUUCGUGAUGGCGUUCUUAGGCAAACUGGCUACUUUUGCUGGAAUUCAAAAGCUGUAUCUUUCCUCUAGACCAUACAAUUUCAUGUAUGAAUUAAAGAACACCUUUAAUAGCUGCAAGAUAUACCAAUUAAACCCGUUCUCGCGGAUAGAUCAACAAAAUCUCAUGCACAAGCACCUUUGGAAAAGCUCAGCGGAAUGGAGACAGUGCAACAAAACUGACCGUUAUCGCCUGUUGUAUCUUUUGUAUUCUCUAAAUUUAAGAAGCAUGAACGAACUUAUGUCUAGACCCUUGUUUCUACACAUGAGAUCUGCGAUGCUGCUGCCAAUUCUGCAGCAGAAUGUCGAUUUUUCUCGCCGAACUGUCAAAACAACGAUAAGCGACCAGCAACACAUUGACCAACUACAAAUAGUAUCAAAUUUUGUAGAACAAAAGUUAAGAAUAUUGAACACAGAUAAAUGUGGCACAACCGAUUCAGCAACGCUCAUUCCGGCUCUGCAGCAAUUAACUUUGUCAGCUGACAAGGAGCGCAAAGAAAUGCUUAAACUAUUAGCCAUUAGCACCAUGUUUGAUGAAGAGGCAAGAAAAAAGCUGUUGCCCAACGAGCAACAACUUCUAGUACCUACGUUCUUACAGGAAAUAGUUCGUGGAAAUGAAAAGACUGGAAUUAUUUUAGGUGUCCGCGAUGACAUUCCUCAGUUCAGUCAUCGAAUUUUUGCAGAGUACUUUGCAGCUUGCUGGCUCUUCGGUCAUAAGGAUCGAUUCAGGGAAGUAAACUUUUUACGGUCGAGAUCGUACUGGAAGGACGAAUUUUCUCAUGUGCGAGAGUUUUUCGAUCGAAUGGUUUUACGGAACAGUGAUCAAUGUGAACUGCACAUGGCUAUACUCAAUCGAUCGAAACUACAGGUACAUGAUAUAAUUUUGAACAAUCCCGCUGCAAUCAAUCAGAAAGAUGCCCUUGGACGUUUCCCAUUACACUUAGCUGCUGAGAAGCAAUGUUUUGAUGCCAUCGAACUGUUGUUGGAAAAGAUGUCUGACGAUUCAAUCAAUGUAAAAGAUGAGCUUUUUGGCUGGAGUGCUUUAGAUUAUGCAUUUGCUUUGGUAGCAUUAAACACAAUUGAAAUUCUUUUAAAACAUAAGGCGACAGUUAAUGAGCAAACAUUGUUGGAACAAAUAGUUGCAAGCAAUUUAAGAGAUUUAUUGUAUCAUGCACAUAUCUGCGGUCGUCUUUUAGAAGCUCAUGAACAUACCAAAAUGAUCACGGAUAGCCUUCUUCGAAGAGUAGUCAAUUAUUUGCUUGAAGAAAAACGGCUUGACAUAUUCAUUCCUCGCGUUGAUCUGCAAAACUCGGUCGUAGAGGAAAUCGUAAAAGAUAAUAUGCACAAUUUGCUUAAACAUUUCGUGUUACAAUCCAGAGAGAAGAAGCCCGAAGACAAAUUCAUUGCGUUGUUUGAAGUAGCAUUAAAGCAUGCUUCGUUCGAUACUGCAAUCACUAUUGUGAGUGAAGUAGCUAUUUUUCUGCCAAAAGGAGUGGAUAAUGAAAAAUUUAUUCAAACCCUUAAGUGGGCUAUUAAAAUAAAAAAUAUGAAAGGAUUUGUCCUGCUCUUUCAACAACUCUGUUCGAUGCGCAAUAUUCACACAGUGGAAGACAUGGAAGAUAUGCAAUGUGAUGCUGAAGAUGAUGGUGACACAGCUAUCUUGUAUCAAAAUAACUAUCCCUCUUCAUGCUGUAUUCUAAAGCAUUCCGUGUUUCUUCGAGAUAACCACCUCUUUGAACGUGAUAUAAUCGAACGUCUGCUUAUUUACGCAGUAGAUGCAGGUAACAAACAGGUCCUUAUGUAUCUUGUCCGAAAAACCAACACAAUCAUUCGGAACGAGCUUAUUCGGAACAUUAUGCGAUUGUUUCCAAAUGUAAAGAAUGUAUGUCAUGAGAACAGGGAACCUGCAUUCAAAUAUCUUCUGGAUCACUCCAUCGAUCUGCACAGUAUUGACGAUGAAGGGCGAAACUUACUACAUUGGACGGCCCAAAAUGGUUGUUUCUUCAUGUUACACUGCUUGGUUGCCAAAGGAUUUGAUCCAUUGAGUGAAAAUUCAACAAACGGAUGGAGUGCAUUUCAUUACGUUGCUUUUAAUAAGGUCGUCACAACGAAUGAGAGGGAACGAAAGAAUCACGCGUGGAAAUAUUUUUUGAACGCUAGUCAUUUGGAAGAGUUUGAUAUUUUGACAAGUGCGUUUGAUCCAAACCAGUUUGGUAGCAUUGCUGUGAGCGUUUCUCCCAAUCAACACAAACAGUAUGCGAAUAUUUUGAACAAACAACAGGUCUGUUUGAUGGCAAUGUUUGUUUUGUUUGAUAAAUCGACGAGAGCAGAGCUGCUUACGUCUGCGGAACUAGGGGAUGGUGAUCAAUGCUUAGAGAUAAUUUCUAAGCAAAAUGAGCUCACUGGAAUAGUACAAGGAGUACAAAAUGGUAUUCCUCAGUUUUGUCAUCGAAUAUUUGCGGAUUACUUUGCAGCUUGCUGGCUGUUCGAUCACAAGGAUCGAUACAGGACACAACCUUUUUUCCGAUCUAAAUCAUACUGGACGUACAGAUUGUCUCAAAUACGGUAUUUUUUCGAUCGUAUAGUUUUACGGCACAGCGAUCCAUGUGAACUGCACAUGGCUAUACUCAAUCAAUCGUUCAAACAGAUAUGUGACAUUCUUUCCAACAAUCCUGCAGCUGUCGAUCAAAAAGACACGCUUGGACGUUUACCAUUGCACUUGACUGUUGUGGAUGAACGUUUCGAUACCAAUGAUCAGUUGUUGAAAAAGAUGUCUGUAGAGUCACUCAAUGUGAAAGAUAUGCUGUUCGGCUGGAGUGCCCUAGAUUAUGCUUUUGCUAAUGAAAACAAUGAUUGGAUCUACAUUCUAUUGGAACGUAAAGCGAUUGCUGACGAGAAAGUCUUGUUUGAGCAAACAGUUGCAAACAAUUUAAAAGAAUUAUUCAACCAUGCACACGCCUGCUUUAAAAGUUUAGAGGAUCAUGACCAUACCAAACUGAUCUCGGAACGCUUUCAAACUAGCGUGACAAAGUAUUUGCUGGACGAAAAACGGCUUGACAUAUUCUUGCCCCUUGAUGAUCUGCAAGAUUCAUCCAUCGUAGAACUAAUCGUAAGACAUAAUAUCUAUGGAUUGUUUGAACAAAUUGUGUUUCAAUUAAGCAAGAAGACUCCAAAAGACAAUUUCAUUGCGUUGAUUGAAGUAGCAUUAACGUAUCGAGCUUUCGACAUUGUAAUCAUAAUUGUGAAUGAGUUUAGCGUUUCUCUUCCACACGAAGUUGAAAUGGAAACAAUUAUUGAGACUGUUCAGUGUGCUAUUAAAAGAACGAAUAUGAAAGCAUUUAUCCUACUGUUUCAACAACUCUGCGUGGCACAAAAUAUUCACACAGUGGAAGACAUGGAAGAUAUGCAAUGUGAUGCUCAAGCUAAUUAUGACGUACCAUCCAUGAAUGUAAACACCAAUCUCUUAAUCUGCUGUAUACAAAGCACAGACAGUUUAAAGUCACAAGCAAAGGAUAGAAAUGAUCUCCUCCGUGAACUAAAUCUACUCGAACGUCUAAUAUUUUACGCAGUGUAUGAAGGUAGUACACAAGUGAUCGCGUACGUUGUUCGGAAAACCAACACAAUUAUCUUGAACGAAUUUAUCAGGAAGAUUAUGCGAUUAUUACCAAAAUUAAAUCCUGGGUAUCAUGAACGAUCCCUACCAGCAUUCAAAUAUCUUCUGGAUCACUCAAUCGACCUGCACAGUAUCGACGAUGAAGGGCGAAACUUAUUACAUUGGAUGGCUCAAAAUGGUUGUUCUUUCAUGUUACACUGCUUGAUUGCCAAAGGAUUUGAUCCAUUGAGUGAAAAUUCAACAAACGGAUGGAGUGCAUUUCAUUACGUUGCUUUUCGUAGGAAUAAUAUAUUGAAUAGAAGCGUCCUACAGUACAAUGUAUUGGCAUAUAUUAUGAAUGCUUGUCGAAUGGAUUGGUUAGGUCUCUUCACAAGUAUGUUUGAUCCAAACGAAUUUGGUAGCAUUGCUGUAAGCGUUUCUGUCAAUGAACAACGGCAAUAUAAAAACAUUUUGAACAAACAACAGGUCUGUUUGAUGGCAAUGUUUGUUUUGUUUGAUAAACCUACUAGAGCAGAGCUGCUUACGACUGCGGAACUACGGGAUGGCGAUCAAUGCUUAGAGAUCAUUUCUAAGAAAAAUGAGCUCACUGGAAUAGUACAAGGAGUACGAAAUGCUAUUCCUCAGUUCUGUCAUCGAAUAUUUGCGGAUUACUUUGCAGCUUGCUGGCUGUUCGAUCACAAGGAUCGAUACAGGACACAUAUUUUUUUCCGAUCUAAAUCAUACUGGACGGAUGAAUUUUCUCGAUUGCGAGACUUGUUCGAUAGAAUGGUUUUACGGGGCAGUUAUCGAUGUGAACUGCACAUGGCUGUACUCAAUAAAUCUGGUGAACAGAUACAUGCAAUUCUUCACAACAGUCCUGCAGCUGUGGAUCAGCCAGAUGCUCUUGGGCGUUUACCAUUACAUUUGGCUGUUAUGGAUAAACGUUUAGAUGUCCUCGACCAAUUGUUGGGAAAGAUGUCGCUAGAUUCAAUCAACGUAAAAGACGAACUUUUUGGCUGGAGUGCCUUUGACUACGCAUUCGUCACUAAGAAUAUAACUCUUAUCAGAAAGUUUAUAGAAUUAAACGCAACAGUAAACAGGAAUGUUUUGAUUGAACAAAUUUUUAAAAACAAUUUGAAAGAUUUGUUAGAUGUUGCAAACACAUAUGGACAAUGUUUGCUUGAAUAUGAAUCUACCGAGCAGAUUGGAAAAGAUCUUCUCAACGAAGUGGUAGAGAAAUUGCUGGAAGAAAGACAACUUGACAUAUUUUCUCCUCUUAAUCAGUUGGAAGACUUAUCCGUGGUAGAAUUUUGCAACAAACGACGAUGGUUCGAAUUAUCUAACCGACUUUUAUUAAGCAAAUGAAUCCCGAGAAUUAGAUUCUUUUCGUAGCGCAUUGAACAACACGUUACUAUUUCAUUUAAAUGAAUACUAUUAUGUGCCAUAGUCUCGACGGUUCAACGUACCAACGCGGUCAUGCCAGCCUAUUCAGAAUUUCGAGACUUAUUCAGUGCCAAGUAGCAACAUAGUUAGUCCUUCCGUUGGGGGACGGUCCAUUCGAGAUAUGAACCCAUGCAAACGUAUGCAAUUUGACACUUCUAUCAGUCGAACUCUAACUGCGAUGGCCAAAAAAAAAAGCAUCUUCGUUUAGGAGCGUGUCCGAUCAAAGAACGGCACCUCGUAGCGUCUAAAACGGACGCCGUGGGGCAGUUUGUAGACGUCGUAUGAGCCUGUUCCGGCAUCUCCAACAUCUUAGCACUAUUUGACAACGGACAGAGCAUCGAAAAAAAAGCUUAGUUCUGAAUGGCUGAAGACCCAGCGCGGCUUGAGGUUCCAAAGGAAGUUGAAAAUGAAGACCGAGGGAUAUGUGGCUACAUUGCUGCGUUAGCUUGGCGGGGAGGUCGAUGCAACCGGCUUAACAGUGAAAUAAUACCCGAGGAACAUGAAAAAACGUAUCAGGAAGCAUAAAUUGCGUCCACUGAUGCCAAAAUUCAAUGCGACCAUUUUAUGUGAAUAUCGGCCGGUACAACCGG